UUUGACUUGAUUUACCAAAUAUCUACUAAAUAGCUACCCAUAUUCAUAAAAGAUCAUUUUCGUUUAUUAACGAAUUGUGGAAAAAUUUGGAAGAAGUUAUUUAAAAAAAAGUUUAAUCAUCAGAUAUGAAUUUUCGGAAACAUCUUAUGCUACCAGAGCUUAUGCCUCUUUUCGCUUGUGUUGGAGCUGGAAUGUGCAUGGCUGCUUGCUAUACUAUUAGACUUGCUACAAAAGGUCCAGAAGUCACUUGGUCCCGAGUUAGAAAUCCUGAGCCCUGGCAAAAUAUUCCAUUCAACAAAUCUGUCAAGUUCUAUACAGUGAAUGAUUACUCGAAGCUGACUCCUCCUGUUCCAAAUGAAGCAUUAGAAGCCGUCAAGGGAAUAUAAAAUGGCCUAUUAUGAUUGCUAACGGUUAUUUGAUUUUAUGAUUAAUAAGAAAUAAAUUGAUUAAACAAAUUUUA
Hydra vulgaris (swiftwater hydra) is the source of this 460-nucleotide messenger RNA. RefSeq names its product cytochrome c oxidase subunit NDUFA4. NCBI's taxonomy places the organism in Eukaryota, Metazoa, Cnidaria, Hydrozoa, Anthoathecata, Hydridae. The record is from RefSeq and is a predicted model, not a curated record.